This is a messenger RNA of Perkinsus marinus ATCC 50983, 4634 nucleotides long. Its product is annotated as retiin, putative. The record is from RefSeq and is a predicted model, not a curated record. Gene Ontology annotation, cellular component: cohesin complex; chromosome; nucleus. The transcript has 30 exons. Lineage: Eukaryota; Perkinsozoa; Perkinsida; Perkinsidae. Gene Ontology annotation, biological process: sister chromatid cohesion. Gene Ontology annotation, molecular function: ATP hydrolysis activity; protein binding; DNA binding. The coding region runs from base 1 to 4515 and encodes 1504 amino acids.
AUGGCAGAUGGCUCAGUUGAUCAGACCUCUGGUACAUUGAACCCGACGGAUGAACCAGCUCAUUAUAUCUGGGAGGUGCCAGAGUAUCCUGAGGUUAAUAGAAUGGAUGGAGUUAAGAGAUGCUAUGUUACUGAGAUUAGAAUAACCAACUUCAAGUCGUAUAAUGGGGAACAUGUGGUACCACUUACCAUACCAACGAGGCCAAUGAAUACACAGAGCUCAUCUGAUGAUCGCGGAGAUGAACAGGCUGAAGAGGACAGAGUGCCCCUCACCCUUACUGGUGUCAUAGGCCCUAAUGGGAGUGGCAAGAGCAAUCUACUGGAUGCUGUGUGUUUCUGCCUGUGUGUGGGAGCUAGGAGACUACGUAAUGAUCGUCUCAAGAGUCUCCUGAAUACCAAUGCUGUCACGGAGGCUAAUGGGGACUCUUCAGCCAGCGUGUCUCUCACAGUGAGGAUUGAGAAGGAGUCAGGAGAUGCCGAGACUGGGCGCAAUCUAUGUGACACAACAUUCACUAGAUCGAUCACUAUGAAGCCUGUUGAUGACCAUGCUAGACGGGAUGUUGGGGAGGAAGAGGGAGGCCAUGAUGAUGAUGAUACCCUUGCACGAGGAUCUGUGGUUGGUUCUGUCUAUCGGGUUAAUGAUGAGAUAUGCACGCAGACCCAGUACAAAACAGAGCUCCUGAAGCACCAUCUCGAUGCCGAUGCCUCCUUUUUCCUCGUGUUACAAGGACAGAUAGACAGGCUCCUCUCGAAGGAUGAUGCGAUGUCCAUCACCAAGGCGAUCGAGGCUGCAUCAGGAUCUUGGCGAUACCGGAAGGAUUAUGACAUUGUGGCCAAGAAGAAGGAGCAUGCUGAGGAUGCGGUUGCAAGGCUAAUUGCUAAGAGAAGACAAAUUAAUCAAGAGCUCAAUGCACUGGCAGCUCAAGUACAGGAGGCUGAUCGAUACAAGGAUAGGAAGGCCGAGCUGGAGAAAAAGCAACGUGAUAAGCUCACAUACAGCCUGUAUGAGAUAGAGAAGGAGGCGGAUGCCUUAUUGGAAUCCAGUGAAGGGUUGCUGGAGAGCUACGAAGAAGCCAAGGCAGCAGUACAAGAAGCACAGCGGCAACAGAAUGCUGCAGGGGAGGAGAGGAAGGCGAUGGCUGAGGAACAUGACCGUCUGCAGAUGAGUUUGGAGAAGGAACGCAGAAAAAGAGAAGAGACAGAGGUAACAAUGGCAGAGCUGCGAGGCAAGAAGAAGCAACUGACAGCUAGUGAGGUGGAGGUGGCUGGGCGGAUCGAUACCACGAGGAAGAGCUUACGAGAUCUGGAGGACAGGCUUGGAGAUAUUGACGACAGGAUCGUGGAAGUCAAAGCUGCUCUAGAGGCUCUGACCAUCCGUCGUGGUAAGGUAGAUGAUGAGAUUGGAGGAGGAGUCUUAACAGAAGAGAUAGUUGAGGAGUGUGGACAAAUCGAGGAGAGAGCGCAGGGAGUUGCUGCCUCCAUUGAGAACUCUAUCGACGCAUGCAAGGAGCAGCAAGUGUUGUUGAGCCAAUGUAUCGACGAGGCUAAGGCUACCAUCACUCGCUUGGAGGAGACCAAGGCUUUGAGGCAACGCGAGGUUGAUGAUGCAGGAACUGGCAUGGAUACCUUACGGGAACGGCUGCAUGCCCGAGAGCUUGCUGUAGCAGAGGAGAGGAGGGAACGGGUGGAAAGGAGAGAGGCUAGGAGGGUGGUCGAGGAGAGAUUAGAGAAGGCUAGAAGGGAACGGCAGGCCGUAGCUGAUGAGCUCUCAUUGAUGAGGGCUGGUCAUCGUGAGAGUGAGAGGGCAGCCACACUCAGAGCUAAUGUUGAUCGACUUAUCAAAGAAGGACCACUUGAGGGGGCUCGUGAUGGAACAUCUCUCGAUGGUCGAGGUAAGGGUUACCUGAUCCUUGGGCUGGUAUCCGACUUGGUACGCCCAUCGCAUAAGAAGUAUUCCCAAGCUAUAAGGGCUGCUAUUGGUCGGCAACACUUGGAGGCAGUCGUGGUCGGGACUAGAAAAGAUGCAUUGGCUUGCAUAAGAUGGUUGAAGGAGAAGAAGAUACCUCCUAUGACAUUCAUCCCGAUUGAGGACAUAGACCUGCCUGGGCUCCUGCUAUCAAAUGAAGAUAUCCCUUCCAAUUCCGGGUUGCGGCGUGCUGAGGACUGUGUUAAAGCCGUCAAUCGGGUACCGUCGCACUUGGAGAGGGUAGGAGCAUCCCAACGCGGCAUCGUAGAAUCAAUAGAUAAACUCCAUAGAUGGUUGCUAGGCAGGAGCGUCGUAGCAGACACCUUGGCCCAGGCUCGUUCUGUAUUGUCUCGUAGUGGACGGAGAAAGUCCCCAGUGAUGUCGUCUGGUGUGAAGGCUGUCACUCUGGAUGGGGAUACGAUUGCACGGAACGGCAACAUGACUAAUGGGCAGGGUACAGUGCGUGGCAAUACUGGAGAUCUUUGGGAUGCCCAACAGAUUGCCUCACUCAAGGCUGAGUUGACACAGAAAGACGGUGACAUCGUUCGGAUAGAGAAACAGCUAGAAGAGUUCAGUGAUAUCAAAGGGGAUGUUGGGGAGGCCGUCGAUGGUGAUGAUGAUCGCCCGAAAGACCUCCAGACCGAAGUAUUAAGGUUGGAGAUAGAGACCUCGGAGAAGGAUAGGCAAAUAGCAGAGGAGGAGAUCGCUCGCCUGGAGGCUAGGAUAGAAGAAAUUCGACAUAGUCUAACAGAUUUGGACACACAACGGGAGGAGACUACGAACCGCAUGAGGGAUCUUCAGCAAGAACUCAGCGAUAAAACUAAGAACUUCUAUGAGGACAUCAACAAGCGGGUCUUUGGGGAGGAUGCGGCGGACAGUGAUCAGGAUGUGAUGGCGUUGAUAAGAGACCGAAAGGAGUUGAUCGACACUAUCGAUAGAGAGAUGGGCCGACUAGAGCAGCAGAAGGAUAUGCUAGAGGGGAAGCGGGAAGGAUUGAUUGAAGAUUUGGAUCGAUGGAGAUCGAAUCUCGCCUCUCAAGAGUCAAGUCUGAAGGAACUGCGCCGUGGUCUAGAAGAGCUACUUAAUGAGGAGGAAGAAGUGCGCACUGAACACGGUGCGAGAGGGCAGACAGAUGGAGAGACCGUGAAGGAAUUGGAGGCAGCAUUGGAAGAGGCGAUUGCUCGCAGAGAUGAAGCAUCCAAUCGAUUUGAUGUGGCCGUCCAGCAGUUGAAGGCCAGUAUUGAUCGCUGUAAUGAAGUGAGAGUUGUUGUUACCAAGGAGGAGCAUAGACUACAGCAACUGAGAUAUCAUCAUAUGCAACUGGUGAGAUCAAUCCUGUCACAGCCAAGAGAGCAGCAGCAGCAGCAGCAUCAGCAUUCUAUAUUGAGUACUCAAGUAGAGGAGGAGGAUAAGCUGCCUUUCGAGAACGCUAGCGAGGUCUUGCCAGCUCUGAAACGAAUUCUAUUCGAGAGAGGGUGUAGUGACGAUGAGGAGGACGAGGGUACACAGGAUAUCCUGGAUGAAUACGAUGCACUGGAGUUGAAGGUCGAUCAAGGCAUCGUGGGGAGGAUCCUAUCGGAGGCUUCAUCAAGGCGAGGAGCUAGAGCAGGAGGGAAGGAAGUAAUGGCUGUACUCGAGGAUGAGAUAGAGCGGUUACAAGAGAUUAUCACACAUUUGAAGCCAAACCUCAGGGCAUAUGAUCGGAAUGAGGAGAUGAGGAGAGCGCUUACAGCAGUCACUCGGAGCCUUGAAGCGGCAAGAUUGGAAGCAACUGAGAUUGGACAGCAUUUCGAGGCCGUUAAGAACGCACGAAGGAAUAGAUUCAAUGAGUGUUAUGCGUUCGUCCGGGAACGUGUCAUGACUUAUUAUCGGCAGUUGACGUCUCGAGUGGCAUCCCAUCGGCGAACUGCAGACAGUGGCGGAGGAACACCAGAGGAUGUUCCCCUCACUCCUGGCCCUCAUGGGAGAGCAGCAGCGCCCACCGGUCGGGGGUCUGGUCAGAACGAUGCAGGUGGAUCUGUAUACUUGGAUGCUGAGAAUGUGACCGAGCCGUACUUGGGUGUAGUACAGUUCUCAGCCCACCCAGAAAGUGACCGUUUUGUCGACAGCCAACUCCUCUCUGGUGGAGAGAAGACCAUAGCUGCGGCAGCUCUUCUCUUCUCCCUAUUUGCAUGGCAAAGGCCCGCAUUGAUACUUCUCGAUGAGGUGGAUGCUGCAUUGGAUAAGAUGAAUCUGUCAACUCUCUCGCACUUCAUUCUAGGGCACACUUCUCAGUGCAAAGACCCCGAUGGAAUACUACAGGUUAUAUUGGUCAGCUUGAAAGAGAGUUUCUAUGCUAAGACGCAGGCUCUGGUAGGAGUCUACAAGGAUCCCCUAAAAGAUGAUUCUCAUCUUCUCUCGCUCGACCUACGACCGUAUAAUGGUGAUGCCGCAAGCGGGGAGGACAGUACUGACAGUCAUUACUCACAGCAAGUUACUAAGCGGACUGCACAACACCCUAGAAAUGACUCGUCGUUGGACAGCACCAACCAUCGCCGGAUGGGAGGUUGAUGAUCUAUCGCGAAGGGAUUGGAUUCCAAUAUGUGGUUCCAUCGAAUAUAGGGGAUCUCAUAGAACUUGUAAUCUAUGCGUAUGAUGCCAAUUAGCUACUUGGAUAAAGUUUCUCGGUA